Messenger RNA from Haemonchus placei, 993 nucleotides. The record is from the annotation of a GenBank genome assembly. NCBI's taxonomy places the organism in Eukaryota, Metazoa, Nematoda, Chromadorea, Rhabditida, Trichostrongylidae.
AUGGCACCUGCUGGGCAGGGGCUCACUUGGUCAGAUGUCCUAUGCUGUAUUGUAUGUAACCAGCUUUUUGAUCAUCAUCGGGCCCCAGUAAAUCUGACUUGUGGACAUGUCGUGUGUGUGCGCUGCAUAACAAACUUAUAUGGUAACGCAUGCCCCGAAGACCAGUGCGAAGGUAAAUAUCCUGUUACGAGCUAUCCCAUUAAUGCUGCCCUCUUAUCAAUUGUAACAGACGACAUAGAGGAAUAUUUGCCAUCGUGGGAUGUUGAAAAAGUACCCAAGGAAGUUUUGUCGUUAGUUGAGAAUGCCCUGGUAUCCAUGGCACAGUAUCUUCAUCGCGCAGAGUCAGAGAGAGGAGGCACAGUAUUCAGUGAAGUAUUAUCCCGGACCAUGCAACGUAAACUAGUAUCCCUUCUUUGCUACCAGAUUGUGGAAGAAGAAGGUCGUUUGCGAGCACUAAAAACCUCAAGAUUGAUAGCUGAACGAAUAAUGACGGAGCUCCUUCUUAUCCAACAGAACUCUGGCAGUCUUAGUACACAUUUGUGGACUGCUGUUCGUGCACGUGGGUGCCAGUUUCUCGGACCUGCUAUGCAAGAAGAUGUGCUUAAACUAAUUCUGCUUGCUCUUGACAAAGGUGCACUGAUAGCUCGAAAAACAUUGGUCAUGUAUGUAGUACAGAUGCUGUCAGAAGAUUAUCCUCAGGUCUCAAAAACAUGCGUCGGCCAUGUUGUGCAGCUUCUUUAUCGGGCGUCAUGUUUCAAUGUAAUGAAACGUGAUGGUGAAUCUUCUUUGAUGCAACUGAAAGACGAAUUCAGAAACUACGAAGCGCUCCGAAAAGAACAUGAUGCUCAGAUUGUACAGAUGGCUGUCGAGUGUGGCUUACGAAUAAGCCCAGACCAGUGGAGUGCAUUGUUGUACGGUGAUCAAGCGCACAGGUCUCAUAUGCAGUCCAUAAUUGGUUCGUUAUUUCCUACAUAUCACAUUUUCCUGAUUUGA